AUGCUUCCUCGGCAAGGAGCGUCGAGGAACACGUUGGGCCAUCCUGCGAACAAGUGCACGUACGCGCGGAGCCGAGGCGUGCACGAGGGAGGGGCGUCCGAGCGAUGGCGAGCAGCCGCGCUCGGCAGGCACGGCCCGAGCUUCGACCAGGAUGUCGCCCGCCAGGGCUGGGGUCGACUAGGCGGAGGCCUGCGCAGGCCCUCGGGCCCGGCGAGGGUCGCGGCAGGCGCCAUGGGCGCGGCGGCGGCGCGCGUGGCCAGAGGAUCCUUUGGCAUCUGCCUGGCGGGAGCGGCGCUCUCGCUGAGCGGCUGCUCCGUGAUGCAGGAGUACGGCUUCGACGACGAGGCGACGUCGUCCCUGCAGCUGUGCCACGGCUUCGGGUUCAGGGACAGCGGGUACGUCUCGCAGGCGCGGGCGGGGGAGAUCGCGGAGAUCAGGUGCCCGACGGACUACGUGUACGACGGCCCGGCCAUCGAGUGCAACUGGGUGGACAGGGUGUGCGUCGGCCACCCCGACGACGAGGUGAACCCGGAGCUGUGCUGGAACCAGUACAACCUGACGCUCCUGGGGCGCGGCCUGACCGUGUGGCCCGACGGGGUCCGGCCAAGGAUGAUAUCGCCUGCGGGCGCGGGCAAGAAUGCGACGCCGCAGCUGCAGGACGCUGGCGCCAGCGCCCCUGCGGCGGGCGAGGCGACGAGCGGUGGUGGCUCCGAAGCGGCGAUCGGCAGGAGUCUCCUGGAUGCACGGCCGCGCGUGCUGCCCACGAUCAUCUUGCCAGAGCAGCUUGUCUGUAAGGAUGAGGCGUUCGUGGACCUGGAUUUCGAGCACGCGGAGGUGGCACACAGCAACCUGGGCGGGCGAGGUCCAGACAAGCACGCGCCUCAGAGUUUGCACUACAGUCGCCUUGCCAGGACCGACGGUGAUCUGGUGGACCUCGUGGUGACCGCCCCCAACGGCGACUACCUCGGUCUGCCCGACAGAAACGGCAAGGGCAGCGUCAUGGGGAGGAUCAACCUCAACAGCUCCUCGCCUGUCCACCUGAGAUUCCAGUUCGUCUCGUCAGGCACCGUGUCGCGUGUGAAGCUGCCCAAGGUUCUUUUCACGUUGUUUGACCUGUUGGAUGAUGAUGGCCACGCUGGCCUCGAGCUCGAAAUCCUCGGCGCUUCGGAGUGCUUCGCCCCAUCUAGGAUGGCAUCCCUCGUGCGGAAGGCUGGGAUGGACCACCACGGCGUUCCCAAGUUCAUGAUUGGAGAUGCAGCGAGCAAGGAAGAUAGUCCUUCUGCCUCUGAACGCGUUCUGGAACAACCUGCUCACCCUCCGCCAGUUUCUGAUCCCACUCUGAAGUCCCCCAACGACCCCGAGGAUGGUAAGAGCGUCCGGGAGAUGUGGUUGGACUCAGUGAAUCAGUCGGUCGUGCUUGUGUUCAAGGACGUAUCGGAGUUCGCGGUCGUCGCCAGGACGCGGCAAGGCCGGGAUCUAGAGUUUGCUGGCUGGUCGGAGGUUGUGGAUUUGGGCCAGAAGGUUGGCUAUGAGGCCGACGGGCCUGACAGUUUUCGGGUCGAAGAGAAAUUCGGUGGCUCGUCCAGGCUUGGCCGGUGGAUCAGCGUGGAGUUCGGCGGCUUCCCGCUCGGCUCAGCAACCAGCUUGGGCAUUUCUGCUGUCGCCAUCUCCACCGUGGUUGUGUCGCGACUGACGAAGGGCGCGCUGAGCAGGAGGGCCCAGUAUGGUAUCCUGCGGGCUGCGUGA
Prorocentrum cordatum is the source of this 1746-nucleotide messenger RNA. NCBI's taxonomy places the organism in Eukaryota, Dinophyceae, Prorocentrales, Prorocentraceae. The record is from the annotation of a GenBank genome assembly.